Messenger RNA from Musa acuminata AAA Group (dessert banana), 858 nucleotides. RefSeq names its product CRIB domain-containing protein RIC4-like. The record is from RefSeq and is a predicted model, not a curated record. The transcript has 2 exons. NCBI's taxonomy places the organism in Eukaryota, Viridiplantae, Streptophyta, Magnoliopsida, Zingiberales, Musaceae. Bases 191 to 676 code for a protein of 161 amino acids.
ACAUUUCCCCCUCCCUCACCAAACUCGGUUCACUACUUCUUUUGUAUGGGUAAUCAUCAAUGCUUGCUAGAAAAGCCAACGCUAACAAGCAGCACAUAUCCACUUCACCACCCCUCUCCUUCUUCUUCUUCUUCUUCUUCUAUCGCUCGCGCUUGAUCUCCUAGAGCAGUAAACCUUCGUUCAUGCUUCUAUGGGGGUGGCAAUGAGGGACCGGAGAAUGGACAGGCUCGUCGCGUUUCCGUUCUCCGUCGGCUGCGUCUCCCAAUCCAGCGUCGCCAUCACCGAAGGCCAUCAUUCCAAGAGAGCACAGAUUGAGCCGGCUGGCACGGCAGCAUCGAGUGGAGGAGGAGGUGGGAGGCACGCCACCGGCAAGCGGCCGAGCAUCUCUGCGGGGAUUCAGAAGAUGCUGAAGAGCUUAAAGCGAUUCUCUCAGCUGUUUGUUCUGGACAAGGAGGAGGAAGAGGAGGCGGAGGAGGUAGAGAUGGAGAUCGGGUUCCCAACAGAUGUGCAGCAUGUGGCUCACAUCGGGUGGGAUGGCUUCAGCACCAUGAAAAGCUGGGGCCGAGCUCCGGACUGCCUCUCCCUCCCCAAUUCCUUCUCGCUGAAGCCAUUCGAGCUGGCCAUGGCUGCUGCACAGGCUGGUGCCCCUCCACCCCAUGGUCCACUGAGGGCAUGACCACAUGCAUGCAGUGAUCGAGUGAGGUGCAGCUGCUCUCUUCUCCUCCCCUAUCGGAUUCCUUGUUGGCUUGGCAACCUAAAUCUAUUGGCGAUGGUGAUAAAGGCAGGGGAGUGCAUGUGAACUUGCUUGUACAGCAUUUGUAGCGAGUGGUAUUAGUAUAUUAGUCGAUCAACCUUUUC